Molecule: messenger RNA, 447 nt
Organism: Paramecium pentaurelia
Lineage: Eukaryota; Ciliophora; Oligohymenophorea; Peniculida; Parameciidae
Source: the annotation of a GenBank genome assembly
AUGAAGGAGAAUUGUACUAGUGAUUCUUAAAUAUUAGUGAUGGAAGGCUCUAAUAAAACAUAAUGGAAUAUUAGAUAAAGAAUAUCUGUAGAUCAAUGGAGAUAUAGAUUAUUUUUUAUAAAUAAUCAUGUUUUUACAUUUUAGCCUAUAGAGGCAGCUCUUCAAUUAUAGGGAUCAGCUCAUAUUCAUAUUUUUAUUUACAAUACUCAAAAAGAAUAGUAUUUAAAAUCAAAAACACUAUUGAUUUAAGGUGGUGGGUAACACUGCAGACCUUAAAUUCCUUAAUUAUACCUUGAUUCGAUCAACCUUUUACUAUCUAAAAUGGUCAUUAUUUAAACUUUAAUAGAUUCAAAUUCUCAUCCUCCAAAUCUGAUUUGGAAUGGAUUCAUUUACAAAUUUUAAUUAUAAAAUUCAAGGGAGAUAGACUUGCCGAUUAAGAUUUUAUGA